GAAUUUCGGAUAAUCUGCCUAUAGACACAUCUACCAUAAGCAUGCUUUCAGAAAUAGAAUAAUAGAAUUAUUGUGUGCUUUCUUUGACUUGCUUAGAACACUUCAAACUCCUUACUUUGAUUCUUUCUACUAGUGACAUAAGGUCAACAAAUCAAGCCUCGUUUAAAUUCCGAAAUCACUCAUUUUUCUCUUCAUAAAUCUGCCAGAAAAUAUUGGGAGUUCAACAGUACGAUAUUUGAUCUCAUGGGGGAGAAAGCAGCAGUAUCAAAGGCCAAAAACAGGUUCUUGAAAUUGUUAAGUAAGCCUCCAUUCAGUCCAAACAAAGAAAAGAGUUCAUCGGACAAAUCGAAAUCGAAAGGAUUCUCCGGAGCCAGUGAUGAGGCUACUAUGACCUCCAUAGUUCCUGUGGGUGCUUUGUAUAGUAAGUCAAGAAACUCAAGCUUGCGAGAACCAACAUCACCAAUAGUCUCCUGCAUGGGACAAAUUAAGCACAAGAAGAAACUGUAUAGCCUAAUAAACACUAACUACGCCUAUCAAGAUUCCGUGUUGCCACCGAUGGAUCAUCUUAGCCAAGUGGUUCAGAAUCAUAAAAAUUCAAAGCAGGGACAACAAAAGCCUCCGCCACUUAAAUCAGUGAAGUCUUUUGGUGAUGUGAAGAAAAAGAAGAAGCCUUUGCCAAUUAGAAAGAUGUUUUCUAGAGUGCCAUCUGGAAGAAGAAAAAGUGAUACUACCAUAUAUCUUCCAGAUGAUCAUACAGAAUCAUCAUGUAGUUUGAGUCAAAUGAAGCGAUUUUCGAGUGGCCGGAACUUGUCCAAUUUUGAUUGGACAAAGGUGGCUCAGGUGGUCGAUAAUUCUGAAAAGGGAAGUAUUGCUCCUAGUAUACUUCAAGAAUGUAAAGCAGUGACAUUGGGACCAAAGAAAGAAGUUAAUCUGUGGAAGAGAAGAACCAUGGCUCAGCCUAGCCCUCUUCAACUUAAAACUUAGACUGAUGUUGAACUUCUGAUAGAGCUGUAAUUCAGGUCGGGCGGCUCAGCUCGGCUCGACUCGACUGGUUAAACGAGCCGAAUUCGGGCAAAGGUUCCAUCUCGUUUAAUUAAACGAGCCGGCUCGAGUCGACUCGUGAAAUCAAACGAGCUGAGUUUGGGCAGAGGUUUAGGCUCGAUUAAGUGUAAAAUUAUACGAGCUGGCUUGCUCGAUUCCUUAAAAUCGGCUCGUUUAGCUAAACGAACCAGCUUGACUCGUCAAAUUAAACGAGUCGAGUCGGACACAGGUUUAGGCUCGAUUAGCUAAACGAGCCGGCUCGACUCGACUCCAUUAAACUUGGUUCAAAUUAGGCUCGGCUCGAAUCUCUGCUUGCUCGACUCAAAUUACAGCCCUAACUUAUGAUCAGCUUGAUCAUGCUUGCAUAAUUUCUUAGUUUAAUUUUGUUCAAACUUUUCUACUCUAUGAGACUAUAGUUUAUUGCAGACGAAUGGUCAUGCUUAUCAAGUGGUUCGAAAGUUGUAAGGAUGUACAUAAUUGUUGAAUGCAAGAAUAAAUUUACAUUGGAUA
Daucus carota subsp. sativus is the source of this 1551-nucleotide messenger RNA. RefSeq lists its product as uncharacterized. NCBI's taxonomy places the organism in Eukaryota, Viridiplantae, Streptophyta, Magnoliopsida, Apiales, Apiaceae. Bases 244 to 984 code for a protein of 246 amino acids. The transcript has a single exon. The record is from RefSeq and is a predicted model, not a curated record.